ACGGAACAGCGAGAAAUUGAAAGGCGUGGAAGAAAAAGGUCGAGCCGGUUGGGAAGACAUGUAGAGGCCCCAGCGAAGAAUACAUGUAUAUAAGAGGGUGGCCCUGAACAAUUCCCAUCUGUCUAUUCUCUUUUAAAUCCAUCUUCUUGUUUCAUUUGAAUCUCCGUUAUUCAUUUCUAGCCUGAGUCUCUCAGCGUUGCCCUCAUUGAUAGAGCCCAUUCACUUUGUCAUAGACUGCUCACCAAACCACCACCCACCACCAACUACCUAUAUCUAGGUACUAAUCGAAUUCCAUAUUGACCACCAACUCUCAUGAUGAAAACAAUCUACGAGGUUGAUGAAGAAAACCAUCACGGAGGGCCUGACCCUCCUGUACCUCUCCUUCUCUAUGCCCCGUCUCGCGACGAACCUUCCUUUUAUGUUCGAUCCUUUAAACAUCCCCUUACCGUCCUGCACUCUAAUAACUCCCAUCUUGAUACCGCCAGGUUUGCUCCUGAACCUGACAUUUACUACCCCGCCUGGCGGCCUCUCCCAAUUGGCUUCAGAAUGCCUGCUCGUGUACGCCCCCUCGGUGUGUUGGUAAAGCUUACCCAAGAUGCCUCUCUCAUCAAUAUGUCUUGCCCAGACUCGACUCGUCCAGACCAGCAUCGGACCGCAAGAAAAAAAGCGCUGUCUUCCACAGAGAUUCUGGAACAAGUAUUCACCAAAAUCGACGCCGUUACCCUCCUCACCUCUGUCCAGCGGGUGAGCAAGACCUGGAAGGAAGUCUUUGAUGGAUCGGUCCUCUUGCAGCGGAAGCUCUUCUUCACCCCCGAUGAGACGCGGCCGCUCGAGCCCCAUCCGCAGACCAGACGGGAGAAAGAUUCAGAUUACCGCAAGAUGUAUCCGGUCUUGAAUUCACUGCUAGUCAGGCAUUUUCGCAGCAGCUUCUUCCCUGUCGGCGGCAAAUUCUACGGCUACCCACGCCGGUCUGAAUCCUUCUACGAGCAGCGAUGGACUUCCAAGCACAAUAGGCUCAAGAUGAAGAGGAAACUGAAUACCAGGUACAACAAGUAUGAAUCCACUAAGCCCGACAUAUCCAAGGUCGAAGCUCUCCAGGUAUUACUGGAUAGAGAGCGCUUCACGCGAGCCGGCGCAAGUUGGCGCAAGAUGCUCGUCUCGCAGCCCCCUAUCCCCGACUUUAUCGCCAUGGAAUUCUCGUCGCAGAACAUGAAUAAUGCAAAAUCGCAUGAAAAGCUCGAGUUCCGCAUCUUCAACGCCAAUCAUCCGGAUAAAGGCCUCCGCAUGGGCCAGCUGUACGACUUUGUACAGGAUAAAGCUGCCAACCACCCGCUGGACUCGCUGUGGUAUCGAGUCGUCUGGUUUGAGCCGCAUGGCCCCUUUGCGUCAGAUCUCAGCGAAGACGGCUGCCAUAUUAUGUUUGAGGAUAUAGGGACUAAGUGCGUGGUUGAAAUGUUUCACCGUGAGGAUAUGGCCAAGAAUUUUUCUCCUACUUUACCCAAUCCGCCGAACCCACAGGCCUUUGAUGCCAUCUUCAAAUGCGCCGAGUUUGUGCCCGAAGAUUGGAAGCCGGCACAGCAGGUGGUAGACUAUGGCAGUGUGACGCACCGGACGCUUACGCGGCUGGAAGACUAA
Trichoderma asperellum CBS 433.97 is the source of this 1635-nucleotide messenger RNA. The record is from RefSeq and is a predicted model, not a curated record. Lineage: Eukaryota; Fungi; Ascomycota; Sordariomycetes; Hypocreales; Hypocreaceae.